AUGGUAACGCCUCCUACAGUAGUUGCAUCUGAUGUUUCAGUCACAAGCUCACGGCUACUCUCGACUUCUCCUUAUCUUUAUCAACCUUAUGGAUCACGACGGGCCUCGAUCAACACAUGCCGUUCCGCCUCACCUACUGGUGAAUCGAGUCCAGGCAGCAGCAGCAAACGAUACGUCUGUCACUUAUGCAGUAAACGAUUUACAAGACCUAGUUCACUUACUACACAUAUUUACAGUCAUACAGGAGAAAAACCCUUCAAAUGUCCUGUGGGCGAAUGUGGCCGGCAAUUCUCUGUGGUGAGCAAUCUAAGAAGACAUGCCAAGAUUCAUAAUAACAACAAUAAUCGAUAG
Messenger RNA from Rhizopus microsporus ATCC 52813, 351 nucleotides. RefSeq lists its product as uncharacterized. Gene Ontology annotation, cellular component: transcription regulator complex; PcG protein complex. Gene Ontology annotation, biological process: regulation of transcription by RNA polymerase II. The record is from RefSeq and is a predicted model, not a curated record. Gene Ontology annotation, molecular function: RNA polymerase II cis-regulatory region sequence-specific DNA binding; DNA-binding transcription factor activity, RNA polymerase II-specific. Bases 1 to 351 code for a protein of 116 amino acids. Lineage: Eukaryota; Fungi; Mucoromycota; Mucoromycetes; Mucorales; Rhizopodaceae. The transcript has 2 exons.